Messenger RNA from Doryrhamphus excisus (bluestripe pipefish), 4350 nucleotides. The record is from RefSeq and is a predicted model, not a curated record. Lineage: Eukaryota; Metazoa; Chordata; Actinopteri; Syngnathiformes; Syngnathidae.
UGGGCGCGGCCUCAUGUUUUCAUCCGCAACCGAACGAGUAUACAAAUUGUAAAAUAUAGGGGCUGUGAUUUCAAAUCCCAAACCACCUUUUUUAUAUUUAAAAAAACAAACAAGAGAUGCCCGGAACGUAAAGGCUCUUUUUUUUGUCCCGAAACGGCCCGUCCUCUUCAACCGAACCCGUGAAGCCUCUCCUCCUCCCUCCUCCUCAGCAACUGGGCUCAUGCUAAAUAACAGCCCAGUCAUCGUGACGUAAGUUUAAAUACUAUAUAUGUGGAGCUAUAUACAGUACAGUACUGUGUUUUUGUGUAAUGCAAUUGCAGAUAAAGCGCGAAGGGAAGACAAAGGGUACAUAACAUUAUUGUGGGGCUUUUUUUGGCAAUAUGCUACAUUUGCAGCUCUACGACAACCAGCGGUGUCGUUAGGACUAAAAAAUCAUUAUUACACGAAAUAUUAAAUAAUAUGAUGUUUUAUUUGUAUUUCUUCAACUUUUGUUUUGUGUUUUACAAAAAAAGUGCAUUCAAUAUAAAGCAGUUUAAAUAAUAAUAAUAAUAAAAGAUAUAAUUCAUGAAUUUGAAUAAUUUACUUAAAUAUGAUAAUCUAUUUAUGUUCAACUUAGUGUGUCGAUAUCCGGUCCUUUCCAUUUGUAUAUUUGGGACGCUAUUGUGCUCAGAUUCUCCCAAUGGCAGACACUCUAGAAAUGUGACACACUAGACACGCCCUCUGGGUGCAACCCUAAACUGUGGGCGGUCCCUGUCAUAUAUGGCCUUGGGUAUUCUCCCAUGACUUAAGUACUCUUGGCCCUGCCUGCUCCUUAGGCUCCUAUAGCCAAAUGUUUUUCUUGUUGAAAUGUCAGUUAAAAAUCAAUUAAAGCUGUUUUUCCUUCAACGGAAGAGGCCUUUUCAAAUUAAACCAAGUUUUCACCAAUUUCAAUAGCAUCCACAGGCUGUAAUGUCUCCUUUGUGAACGAAUCCCAUAAACCCACCUUCAUUCACAGCUUAUGUUCAAAAUCCAGUCGUGGUUUUCCCAGUAACUUUGCUCUGGUGUGUAUACCAAGCACACAGGACAGGAUCCAACAGCAAAAGAAGCAAGAAUGGAUAGACAGUAAGUAGUCAUGUUCGUCAAUAGUGCUUGUACCAAUUAGCAGAGGCGUCACCUCAUCCUGGGAGUGGUUGAGGAAGUGUUUUUUUCAUGCAGUUCGGAUCUGCUGGCUUUGUUAAACUGCAUGAAAAACCACUUCCUCAAUCACUUCUUCAAACACUCCGAACUAGGGAUCGACCGAUAUGGUUUUUUUGGGGCCGAUGCCGAUACCGAUUUUUUUCCAUCACCCUCAGCCGAUGGCCCGAUAUUUGUGGCCAAUACUGCUUUUGAUCCCUCAACACUGAACACAGUAGGAUUCAGCUUUCUUAAACACACAUUUAAACGGCAUUAACAACUUUAAAAGGAAUAAAUAUUCAACCAUGUGCAAAACAUUUCUGUCGUACAGUAAACCUCGGAUAUAUCGGAUUCAAUUGUUUGCACUGGUUUUGUCCGAUAUAAGCGAAAUCCGUUAUAUGCGUAUACCGGAAAAUGUCCGUUUUACGCAUAUAUCGGAUUUAUAUCCGGUAUAUGCGUAAAUGGGAUUUUAUCCGUUAUAAAAAGGCACUUCCUUGACUAUGUUUCCAAUGUACCUGGACGCGCAGGCAACGCUGCAAACGCUGCAAAUGACGUCGUAUAGCGGCCUGUCACGAUUCGGCCAUCCAAUAUAUGCAAGGGAAAUUUAAUGGAAAUGCAUUGGAACGGGACUGGAGAUUUUGUCCGAAAUAGGCGAAAUCCGUUAUAAAAAAUCCGAUAUAUGCAAUGAAUUUUUAUUGGAAAUGCAUUACAGAAAAAUUGGUUCUUUUUUAUCUGUCCAUUUCCGAUAUAUCCGAGUCCGAUAUAUCCGAGGUUUACUGUAGUUUAAACUUAUCUAGCAUCGAUGUGAUGACUGCUCCUCCGCAGCUCUACUACUUGUGAAAACGCGCUCUUGAUGUGAUUCAACAGUGGGGGCGGGGUACCGCGACUGCGUGUGUUGCGGGUCCUCUGCAGCCGGGGCUGCCCCGGCGGAUGCCUGACUGUAAAUCAUGCGGUGGAAAAAUACAUCGGCGAACCCACGCACGUAUCGACCGAUACCGAUACAAGGAAAAAACGCAAAUAUUGGCCAGCCGAUGUAUCGGUCGAUCCUUACUCAGAACGACACAGUACUCCCUCCACGACGGUCAAUCAUUUUUCGGUAUCUGUGCUGGCCCUGUAUUUACUUUGCAUCGGAUCGACAACGAGAACAAAAAAGCAGGUGGGUCAAAAAAACAAAUGUGGACUGUUCUAUUCUGCACAACAUGGCCUCCUACAUGAUGGGGCUGCACAUUUGUCCUCUUGUCAGGGUAAGAUGAUGAUGGUGACGCCAUCGCCCGCACACUGACACAGCUGAGCAGGAGGUCAACCAUGCCCCAAAAUGUUUGGAAAUAUGGCCUCGCCAUCCUAGCGCUGCUUGGCCUCGUAUUCCUGCUGCACAACAUCAGCAUCUUAGAGAACUGGAACUGUAGCACAGUGUCAGCGCUGUCCCGGCUCCAGAGCCACAUCCACACAUCUUUGUCUGGACCUGUCCCGGUGUACCACCACAAUCACACCUACUGUGCACGGCUGGGCCAGAAAGCCACACCAGAAGAAGAGCGAGAGGAGCACAGCUUGCUGAAUUCCAUCACCUGGCCCGGACCACCCUUUGGCUCGGCACCGGUCGCCUUGCUCGAGACCAGCGACCCGGCCCACAGCUCCUUCACCAUCCUCCCCUCAGAGAAGAAGGGCCAUUGGUACGUGGGCGACCAGCUAGAAGUCAUCGUCCAGGUGUACGACUUCAAGGGCCGACCCAAGGGCUAUGGUGGCGAUUUUCUUCUAGCUCGACUGCAUUCCCCGGAAUAUGGGGCAGGUGUGGCCGGGGUGGUAUCGGACCACAAGAACGGACUCUACUCUGUUCGAUUCCUUCUGUUGUGGGAAGGGUCGGCUCAGGUGGAGGUCACCAUGGUGCACUCCAGCGAAGCCGUUGCCGUGCUGCAGCGACUGAGGGAAGAGCGUCCCGAUCGCGUGUAUUUCAACAGUCUCUACCGUCUGGGUCAUCAAUCUCAGACCACCGUGUGUAACAUGUGCCUACCGCCCGACCGGGGGCCGCUGUGUGACUACACGGACCCUCGCACCGGCGAGCCUUGGUACUGUUACAAGCCUCGGCUGCUCAGCUGCCACAGCAGAAUCAACCAUGCCAAGGGAGGCUACCUCAAAAACAUCACCACGGACAAGGAAGCCAGGCUCUUUCAGAGUGGUGUCAACAUCAAAGUUCCCAUCCGGGCUUCCGGAAACGACACAAUCAGCGUGCUGCCAUCAAGGACAGAAAGCAAGCAUUUAAAACCAGAUGCUGUCAACCAAGCGACGUCCGGGUACUACUACCAGGAAUCAUGGAGAACCUUAGGCGACAUCGCAAUGCGCCACUUUGACUCAUCCGCCAUCGCUCAGUGUUUGACCAAUAAGGUGGUCCACCUGUACGGCGACUCCACCAUUCGCCAGUGGUUUGACUUCCUGGUGAAAGCACUGGCAGACUUGAAGGAAUUCAACCUUCGGAGUCCUAAAAUGGUAGGACCCUUCAUGGCGGUGGACAGCACUCACAAUAUUCUGGUGAAGUACCGCUGUCACGGACCACCCAUCCGCUUCUCCACCGUCAUGGCUAGCGAGUUGCGGUACAUCUCUAACGAGCUGGACGGCCUGACGGGGGGUCCCAACACGGUGGUGGCCAUCAGCAUCUGGUCUCACUUCAGCACCUUCCCCGUGGAGGUGUACAUACGCCGCCUGCGGCACAUCCGCAAGGCUGUGGCGCAACUUCUGGACCGAGCGCCGGGGACGCUGGUCGUGAUCCGCUCGGCCAACCCCCAGGCCCUGGACCAGCAGGUGAGCCUGUACAACAGCGACUGGUUCUCGCAGCAGCUGGACGCCGUGCUGCGCGCCAUGUUUAAAGGGUUGGACGUCUUAUUGGUGGACGCCUGGCAGAUGAGCGUGGCGCACCAUCACCCUCACCUCCUCCACCCACCACCGGCCAUCGUGAAGAACACGGUAGACCUCAUGUUGUCCUACGUUUGUCCCUAAAAAUGCCAAAGGCGAUGCCUUCAUGAUGGACCCAGGCCAUGCUUUUUCUAUGAUGCAAUGACUUCUGACUGCGAGAGAGGACUAUGACAUCACUGAGAAGAACAAAUUUUAUACUUUUAGGAAAAAAGUCAUAGCACUAAAGUCAUAAUUUCACAGACUAUCCAAAAUGUUUACAAAUAAAGUCAAAUAAAAAGGUAAAAGUACGCCUCU